Molecule: messenger RNA, 2241 nt
Organism: Syngnathus acus (greater pipefish)
Lineage: Eukaryota; Metazoa; Chordata; Actinopteri; Syngnathiformes; Syngnathidae
Exons: 10
Coding region: 203-1432 (409 amino acids)
Molecular function (GO): protein binding
Source: RefSeq, a predicted model, not a curated record
GUCGGCCAAGACGGAUAAGUGGAAAGCGCUCAGACGCUCUUGUCGCAGUCCAAGUGCUCACCGGGUCUCGGAAUGAUGCGCUAAAUUAGGCGGAGUUCGGGGGGGAAAAAAAAUAAACAAAAAAACACCAUCGCGGGCACAUUACAAAGGUAUUAAGAACGGACAUUCGUCUCUCUCAGAGGACCAAUCUAAAUCUGCCAGCAUGAUGAAAGAAUGCCUGCAAUUCCUCAUCGAACCGGCCAAAAAGCUGAAGAGCCGACUCAAGGAGUCCAGCAAGCGAGCGAGGCUGGGGAAAAAAGAGCAGCUGGUGGAAAGCCAAUUAUUUAUCAUGGAGCUGGCUCGAGAACUCAGCAGAAUUUGCCAGAGGGCCAAUGUUCUCCAGCAUAUAUGGGCCGGUGAGGACGUAUGGCCGGCCGGCACGUGUCGGGAUUUUAUUGCGGAGUGGGCCGCUGCGGUGGAGAAAAAAGUGCAGUCAAAAGUUAGCCUGUUGGAUUGCCGCUACCACAAGCCAGAGAAGAAGGACUGGAGGGGUCACCUCCUUUGCAUCCUGGAAGGGGAUUGCGAGAUGGGGCCUCACAAGAGCGUCAUCAUGGAGUGGACGCGGGAAAUGAAAAGCAGGCCUCAGGCCACCGUGUGGCCCGGUGAGCCGGUGCUUAUGAUGCUGGACGAUUUGGAGUUCCAGUGGAAGAGGGAGCGGCUGCCCAAUCUGCUCCUGGCUCUGGAGCUUGUCAUGCUGGUUGUGCUGAAUGCAGACAGGCCUGUCAAGGAGGAUGUGACGAAGGAAUGGCUGGUCAGAAAGCAGAGGAAUCACAACAUAGAUGCUGUCCCUUACAUCCCUCAUGGCGUGUGGAACUGGAUCUGGGAGGCCUCAGAGGACGUGAUGCUGGACCCAGACUCAGCCAACCCGGACCUGCUCAUCUCCAGCGACGAAAAGAGCAUGCGAUGCGGCCUGGAACGGCGCGACGUCCCGUGUUGCGCCGCCCGCUUCGACGGCUGGUGGUGCGCCGCCGGUCAGGACGGCUUCGCCUCGGGUCGCCACUACUGGGAGGUGGAGGUAGGCCAGCGGGACUGGCGCUUGGGCGUGGCCAAGGCGUCCGCCGUCAGACGCGGUUUCCGCUCUCUCAACACCGACACGGGCUACUUGAGCCUUCGCCUGGAGAGGGGCAAGGAUCUCAAGGCCUUGACGGUGCCCGCCACUUGGCUGCCUCUGACGCUGGCGCCCAGGAAAGUUGGCGUGUACCUGGACUACGAGCAGGGCCAGUUGUCCUUCUACGACGUGGACAAGCGCUCCCACGUGUACACCUUCAACGACAAGUUCACGGAGGAGCUUGUCCCCAUAUUUGGGACUGUGGAGGUGCUUAAGGACCUGGUGAUCAGGCCAGCGGGGGUCAAACAACGGUGUUUCUGCCCCGGACCGUGCCUCUGGAACUAACUCACUCAACGACGCUCUUUUGUUAGGCAGGCUGGCAUAAGAUGGAGGCAAAGCACGACAAAUGAUGCAAGACAAUAGUGGAAAAACACUACCUUUGCCUCAAUACAACUCCUCAAUUCAACAUCAGUUCCCUGGCAUGGACCUAUCAAAAGAAGUGGCAAAGUUUUGUUAAUAGUAAGUAGUUCAUCAAUUCCAAGAAAGCGCUAGGCUCAGGAUGACUUUGAUUGAUACUGGGACUGAUUUGUGAUUUUUCAAAGGGCUAAAUUCUCGACUUGGGUUGCUAUCGUGGAUUUUCUUUGGAUCAUAUACAUUUGCAUUCGGUGGAAUUGCUUUUUAUACCGUUUGUGAGAGUUGAAUCCUUUUUUUUUUUUUUUAACAUGGGCUAUUUGCAGGCUGGCUAUUUGUUGUCCAUGGAGCUUGAUCCAUAUACUGACUGACGAAAGGCAAAGGAAGAAAAAGCGCAAGCUAAACCUGACCAUUUGUAUGCAUUCUGCUUUGCUUUGCCUGCUUUCUUUGCAUCUAUGCCAACGCUGUUUCCCUGACUACAUCAAUAAAUAACCCGAACGACAUUCUUUUCGAUCUUUAUUAAGUGCAACAGAUCUGACAUACAGACAAAAAGCGCAUUUGUGUAAAAAGUGAUCUUUUUUCAAUGUAUUCCAUUUUUCCACGUUCGGCCCAACAUAUGGAAUUUUUGUAAAAGCAAAGCUAUAGAAGGAAAAUGCUUGACUAUAUUUGUGCACUAAAGCAAAUACAAUCUUUUUGUCUUAUAUAUGCAAUUCCUCCAAAUGAACAGCUCUUAUUAAUGCAUU